UAAUUAAUUGUAUUAUUAUUACAUAUCAUCUAAAAAACAAAAACACAUAAUGUUUUCAUCAAAUAAAUCACUGUUUAGUUUAUCGCAAAAUAAACGACUGUUAGGUUUGUUACUUCCAUCGGCACUAUUGUUGGGGACAGUUAGCCGCCGGCACAACCAUUUCAGUCAUCGAUGGCAACCAUUGAUAGACAGGCCGUUGAGACGACAAUAUUGUCAGCAACGAUGUCCGUUACGAUCGGUACACAUGUUUGACGAAAUUGACGACAACACCACCAAAAACAAGGAUAUCAUGGAUCUGGUAUUCAUCAAAAACAAGUGCUUAAAAUCAGUGAUCAUACCGUACAGUGUGUCGUUAGCCGAUAGCCGUAAGACACUGUCAAACGGUACGGGUAUUGUAGUGGACAUUAGCAGUCAUCUAUGUAUAACCAAUGCUCAUGUGGUUAAAGGUUGUACACUGAGUCUGGUCUGGAUUAACAUCCAAGGAAAUCAAGUGUUUGAAGUGUACGGCGAUUGUAUCUAUGUUGAACAGCAUCUGGAUCUGGCACUCGUACGGCUCCGGGAUAUACAGGAAUCAAGGAGUAAUCUAGAAAAAUUGUAUGUCUAUCACGAUUGGGAACCCCAGCUGGGCCAACCGGUAGCCAGUUUCGGUAACGGCAAUACAUUGAAUAUGAUCGGCGAUGGUAUAGUGGUCAGACAUAUGGUCUAUCCGAAUGAUAUUGACGGCGAUUCAUAUACGGUUAGUCUGACCUAUGUUAGUACAGCCGAUAGUACACCGACUAGUUUUCAUACGGCUAGUAGUAGUCACGGGUUUUCCGGCGGUCCCGUUAUCGAUACCGAGGGUGAUGUUGUGGGUAUACUGUGGGGAUCGACCGGCAAGGAUGAGGGACCCUAUUGUUUCAUUUAUAAUAAGCGCGUGUAUGAGUUUAUCAAAAGAUCUAAAACCUAUAUACAAACAAAGUUGCCGUCAGUACUGAGGGACAGACACCUGAAAUGGUCGCCACUGUUGAAAGGUGGUGGCGGCGGCUACGGUGGCCGAUCGGGUGGACGAAAGUUAGGGCUGAUCUAUGCUGAAGACGAUAUCGGUAUGACAACGAUUCUCGGGUUUCUACCCGAAAGCGAUGUCUAUUAUGGCGGUAAUUCAAUUAUUUGUCGCCUAUUGCCGGGUAUUCAGUGUAUAAAACCGGACAUCAAUCUAGAGGAACUAAUUGAUGAAACAAUAGUAGCCAUUAAUGGCCAACAGUUUGAUGAAAUACGACAGUUGAUCGAUGCGGUCGACAAUAUCGGCACCGAUGAUGGAGAGUCGGACAGUAGUAGUCGUAAAAAGAUGACAUUAACCGUAAGCGGUGUACACAACGCUAUGGACAUUGAAAUGACGGCCAAUCUUACCAUCGAUGAUAUGCCGAUUGAAUUUUAAAAAGAAAGAAAGAG
Messenger RNA from Oppia nitens, 1428 nucleotides. RefSeq lists its product as uncharacterized. NCBI's taxonomy places the organism in Eukaryota, Metazoa, Arthropoda, Arachnida, Sarcoptiformes, Oppiidae. The transcript has 4 exons. The coding region runs from base 50 to 1414 and encodes 454 amino acids. The record is from RefSeq and is a predicted model, not a curated record.